GAUGACAGAAAGCUAGAGCUGCUGGUUCAGCCAAAGCUGCUGUCGUACGAACUCCUUGACUUGGUGUCCUCCCACUUCAACCUCAAAGAGAAGGAAUUCUUUGGACUUGCUUUUUAUGAUGACAACGGUCAGCGUAAGUGGCUGCAGAUGGACCGCAGAGUUCUUGAACAUGACUUUUCGAAGAAGCCUGGGCCCAUCGCCCUCAACUUCCUGGUCAGGUUUUAUGUAGAAAACAUAACUCAGCUUAAGGACAUCAUAACAGUGGAAUUAUUCUUCCUGAAUGCAAAAUCUGCUGUCUGCAGUGGGAUUAUCGAAGUGGAAAGUGAGAAUGUCUUCAAAUUAGCUGCAAAUGCUUUGCAGGAGGCUAAGGGAGACUACACAAGUGAUGAAAACACUAGAGCUGACUUGAAGAAACUACCAACUCUUCCCACCAAAGUACUCAAGGAGCACCCAUCACUUGCAUACUGUGAGGAUCGGGUAAUUGAAUAUUACAAAGAGCUGAAAGGAGUCUCCAGAGGACAGGCCAUUGUGCAGUAUUUGACAUUAGUGGAAUCAUUGCCCACCUAUGGCGUGCACUACUAUGAAGUUAAAGAUAAACAGGGGAUCCCAUGGUGGCUUGGCAUCAGCUAUAAGGGCAUUGGCCAGUAUGAUCUGCAGGAUAAAUUAAAACCUCGAAAGCUAUACCAGUGGAAGCAGUUGGAAAACCUGUACUUCCGUGAGAAAAAAUUUGCUGUAGAAGUUAAUGAUCCACACAGGAGGGCAGUAACCAAACGCACCUUUGGGCAGACAGGCCUGCUCAUCCAUACGUGGUAUGCUAGCCAUUCCCUGAUCAAAACCAUCUGGGUCAUGGCCAUUAGCCAGCACCAGUUCUACUUGGACAGAAAGCAAAGCAAAGCCAAAUUAGGAGCAGCAAGGAGUUUGGAAGAAAUUGCCAUGGAUCUCACUGAGCAUGGAGGGGCAAGAAUAAACAAACUGGGAGAAGCAGGCCUCAAGAAUAACUUUAUAACAGCCAGCAAUGGGAGUCUGGUGUCAACAGGUUCUGCAGACUCUGAAAUGAGUGAAGAACAGAAGAAAGAGAAACUCUCUGAGCUGAGAAAAAAAGAGCAGGAGAUCCAAGAUAUUUUGGCCAAGAAAACAAAAGAACUGAAGAAGAUUUGCCUGCGAGAGGCGGAGCUUACAGGCAAGCUGCCAAAAGAGUAUCCCCUCUCUUCAGGUGAAAAGCCACCACACGUUAGACGGCGAGUUGGCACUGCAUUCAAGUUAGAUGACCUGUUCCCCUACAAUGAGGAUCCUGUCCUGAGGAACCUGGAGAGCAGAUUUGCUCUGCAGCAAAAGAUUGUGGAGGCAGCUAAGAAACUUGCAAACGAGCCAGAAUUGUGCAAAACUGUGAAGAAGAAGAGGAGGAGAAACUGUUUGGAUGCAAUGCACAAACUCCAGCAGGUAGAGGAUGAGAUGAACCAGUACAGAAUCAAGAAGGGAAAGAAGCCCACCCAGCGGGCCUCAGUAAUCAUUGCAGAUGAACUCAUCCGUUCGGACUGUAGCUCUCUGUCUAGUCUCCCACUGGAUGAUGAUGAUUCUGACAGUGUCAGUCAGAGGCCGCGGUCUCGGUCGGCCCAAGGUUCCCCUCAGCUCAGUCCAUUGCGAUUGCUGGGGCCAGAAUAUGAUUUGGAGAGACAGGGAGCACUGAGGGACCAUCAUAAUAACAAGAACCACAGCAGGUUAGCUUCUGAAGUCCAAGAGGCUUCCCGGUACUAUCAGAAUCCAAGAGAGGACUCCUCCACCCACAGUAGUCCCUACAAAACCCUUCCCAGACCUCCUAGAGAUCCACGCAGCAUGCCUCCCACCCCAGUUAUGACCCGCAAUGCCUACAGCAGCAGCCAGCUCAGGUCAGAGGGGUCUCCUCAUUGCUUCAGGCAUCGCAGCGGAAGUCUGGAAUCACAGUCUCAGCGAAGAAAAGACACAGACUCAGAGAAGCCAGUCUUCAUCUUGUCGCCAGCCCACCGCAGCAACAGCACAGAGGUGUUAGAGGAUUGCUCCUCCUACACAAGUCAGUCUAGUCUGGACUUCUGCAAUGCGGCCAGCUCUCACUACAGUACACUGGACUCCCGGACCUCAUCCAUGCAUCGCCUCCGCAGGAAGGUGGAAGUGUAUGGAAAUACAGGGAGCAUGCCCAAUUUGCUCCAGAACCAUUCUGGCAGUAGUUAUUCAUUUGAGACCUCAAAUUAUGCACCCAGUGCCUACUAUGUUGCCGGCUAUCCCUGCUCGGAGCCUUACACUAAUGGUGCCUAUGUGUAUGAGAAUGAAGUCGAAGGCCACUACAACGUCAACCCUUCUUACCAAAUGAACGGGUAUCAUGGACAUGAGAGAUUCAGGCAUUACAGCAGUGAUCGGGCAGAUGGUCUUUCCCAAAAUCCCUACGCAACAAUGAGGCCACCACGGAGCAGAGAGGGACCCAGAAAUGAACUGUUGGCCAAGAACAUGCAGAAGGCUCUGGUGGCAGAGCAUCUGAAAGGCUGGUACCACCGAAGCAAGGGCCACAGAGAGGGAGGGAGGGGGAUGCUGGCUGGAUAUGACUUUGACAGCGGCUCUCAGCUUAGCCUGGGCUACCAGACCAUGCCAGCGGCCUUCAGCCAUUCCAGUAGGACCACUUCCUUCUCCUCAGUGUCCUCAGUGGAGAGCACAGGCAACUGGCGCAAUCAUCUGGCAGUUGGCCUGACAGAGUAUGAGACAGCUGACACACCUCAGUAUCCUGGAGCUCAUGCGUCUCCCUUCAACCGCAGCCCUACAGACAGCAGAUUUUCUACAGAAAACAAAGUGUCUGACACAAUGCCUAAUAAAACUGAGUCAGUUGAGGUGGUUGGCGCUGAGGCCACUAGUACAGAUGAACCACCAGACAACCAUGCUAGCGCUUAAGGAGUUCUUCUGGACAGAAGCUACAUGAGCAUCCACUGAAGAGAACCAGACUAAACUAGGACACAUGUAAAGCCAUGGCUAGCAGCACUUGAAGAGAAAGAAGGUGAAACACAUGCUGUACACAAAUUCUUGGACUGCCAUAAUUAUCGUGGAAGAUGUUCCGUCCAUCUUGGCAGAGUCUAGGUGUAUGCUGUUCUGAUGUUAAACUAAACUCUGACCACAGUGAUGACACUCUUGAAUGACUUUCCCCUGUGCCUUGGAUUGGAUGAAUUGUACAGGCAGAUGAGAAUGUGUCAGUAAACUUUAAGCUGUUGCACAACCACACUAGAUUCAUUUUAAUACACCCCAUUGUGUAUUAAAGAAGAAAAAAGAUGCAAUGUUUUUACCGAAUCCAAAUCCAUGUAAUUUUAAAAGGAACUGGCUGUUGUCGUAUACAAAACAGUAUAGAAAAAAUGAUUUUCACAAUUUUAAUCUCAGUUACUAGGAUGAAAAUAGUCAUAAAUAUUACAUUCAACUUGAAAACUAAAUUUGAAAUGUUCACAAAUGUGACAAGAACUGAUUUGAUCAUCAGUAGGACAGACUGUGUGUUAGGUGAAUUUCAAUUUCUUACUUUCUUUAAAAUUUAAAUCUGAAUGUAUUACAUUCAUAUUGCUUAUAGAACCAUUUCUUUUUGUUGGUGCUGUAAUGUGUUUUAAAAUGCAUGGUGAGAACAUCAAGCUUUUGAUAAAAACUUCUUUUUAUAUUAACAGAAGACCACUGUUGUAAAAAAUCAUAUUCAUGUCUUGUUAUUUGUUUUCUCACAUAUUUGUAGUCAGUGAGUAGUUAAAUAUUGUUAGAUGUUGUCAUAAAGUAUUUUCCAUUGGGAACCAAGGAUGUUAAUAAAUACA
This is a messenger RNA of Monopterus albus (swamp eel), 3800 nucleotides long. RefSeq names its product FERM domain containing 4Bb (gene frmd4bb). NCBI's taxonomy places the organism in Eukaryota, Metazoa, Chordata, Actinopteri, Synbranchiformes, Synbranchidae. The transcript is spliced from 23 exons. The record is from RefSeq and is a predicted model, not a curated record. The annotation marks the transcript as partial. Gene Ontology annotation, biological process: establishment of epithelial cell polarity. Gene Ontology annotation, cellular component: cytoskeleton; bicellular tight junction; adherens junction.